AUGGCAAGUUCCUAAAGCUAUUGAGAGAAGAUUCAGAGCAGGAUCUGUGUCUUCUGCUCAAGCACUGUCAGGAGUUCCUCUCUCAACAACGAGUCAGUGUCACUUCUGAGCUCUCCUGUUUUCAGGGUGGAUAUCCUGGUCACGAUUGGUUUGCCGCCUCAGUUUUUCUGCUCAUGCAUGGCGACGUUGGUCGUUCUCUGAGUCUGCUCUUGCGCUUCUCCCGUCUGCUGCCGUCUGCCUUCCUGUGGCCCCCAAGACUGCACAGCUCUGUACAUCUCCCUAUAGAGAUUGCUCAGUCGGGCAUUCAUCCCAUCUACUCUUGCACUGCUCAUUACGUCGAAAUGUUGCUCAAGGCCGAGGUUCCUCUGGUUUUUUCUGCCUUCAGGAUGUCUGGCUUCACUCCCUCUCAGAUCUGUAUUCAGUGGCUUGGCCAGUGCUUCUGGAACUACCUGGACUGGUCUGAGAUCUGUCAUUAUGUAGCCACAUGCGUCAUCAUGGGACCAGAUUACCAGGUGUACUUGUGCGUCUCUGCCCUCCGUCACCUGCAGCAGGAUAUUCUGCAGCACACACAGACACAGGACCUGCAGGUCUUUCUUAAGGAGGAGCCAAUCCACGGCUUCAGGGUGAGUAAUUACCUGGAGUACAUGGAGGGGCUGGAACGCAACUACAGAUCCAUGGUGCUCUCGGACAUGAGGAGCAUCUUACCAAGGAGCAGCUAGAAGCAAAUAGACCACCGAAGAUCAGCAGGGACUGAAAGUGCUUGUGGUACAGAAUAAUACUGAAAAUGUUGCAAUGAUUUUAUAACACAACAUGCUCUAUGUGAAGACAACACUGUUUUAUCAAACACAUUGUGAAUAUAUCCCACUUGCAUUUACUCCCUUUGAUAAAGUAUUCUCACUCAGGGAAUCAUAAAUAUAAGAACACAAACUCUUCAAAGCCAUAUUGCCACUCAGUGGGAUGCAUAAAGCAUAGUAAAUAAAUAAGUGCAGGAAAUCGGUCAAAAUUGAUGUGCGAAAAGGAUGAUAAAGCAAACCUUUCUACAUACCAUAAGCAUUAUCAAACUUCCCUCCACACCAAAAAAAAGUGUUACAUUUUGUUUUUGCUAAAUUAUUAUAUAUAUAUUAGGCUUAUAUGUGGGUGCAUAUAUAAUUUCAAAUUUAUCCUUGUUCUAGUCUACUUUUCCUUUUAGCCUUUUGUGCCUAAAGUACAAUUUUCCUGUCCUAGGCUAAUUACUGGACUCAAAGAAUUUAAUGGUUUAUUAAUCCUUUCCACGAACAAACUUCUGACAGCAUAUGUAAUUUUGUAUCUACAGUCCUGCUUGUAACUUCAAUGUUGAUGUUGGAAUAUGACACGAUUGUGUCAAUGCUAUUAAUCACUGUAAAAUCUUUAGGAUGUAUAUGUAUUUCUUUUACCCAAGAACUCAGUGGGCUCACAUUGUAAAGUCUGAAAAAUAGCAUUCAUAGAGGGCAGACACAUUUAGCUUUGUUCUGUGUGUUUUCACUUGCAAAAUCCAGUCAAUUUAAUAAGAAUCCACAUGAUUGGUGUUUUACAUGUGGGCAAAUGUUGGUCACAUGAGUCCGCAAUCACCAACAAAAAGCUGCUUGACUUCUGUAUGAGCUGUGCUUCAUACAUUGAUUCAAUAGAUAACGCACUUUUUUGUCCCAAAUUUCAAUAAUGCUGACCGCAUAUGUAGGUGCACAAGUUGUUUUCCAGUCUCAGUCUGUUUUAUGACAUCAGUAAAUAAGAAAAAAAUCUAAGCUUUUGAUGCUUGAUUGCUGUCUUAAUAGACAAUCAAACAUGAAGUGAAUGUGAUAUGUAUACAAUGAAUUGACGCAGUGUUGUUGUGUAGUGUGUGUUGGAUUUUUUAUUUUUUAAGUUAUAUAUUUACAUCUGCAGUCUCUUAUUCCCAUCCUAAGGAAGCUGUAUGAGGCGGUAUCACUUUGACAGGCCGUCAUUAGCACAUAGAUGCAAUCUCUUACGCUCGCCAUCUGUAACUCACACAGUGAAUAAGGAAUUAGAUCAUUAGAGAGGUGUCUUUCUCCUUCACAAGAACUGCUAAAUAUUGCAUACUGUUUACUCAGUAGGAGGCAGAAGCAGUUAUAAUUUUAAGUUGUAAAAAGUUCCCUCAGAGUGCAUAUUUUUUACUUACUUUCUCCAUUGCAUUACUUUUUUUUUUUAAGGAUCACCCGUAAACUAAUGUGUUUAUGCUCAGAUAAACAAAAAAAAAAUCUGUUGAUUUUCAUCUUUGUGUAAUCAUAACGAGCUGUAUGUUAAUCAGGUUAAUGAUUUAAUGACUGAUUGUUGGCCAACAAUCAUUUGGAAAGAUGUGUGUGUCUUGUGUUGGCUCGUUGUAAAUUGACAAUACAAGGCUUUUGUGA
This is a messenger RNA of Carassius auratus (goldfish), 2378 nucleotides long. RefSeq names its product protein broad-minded-like. The record is from RefSeq and is a predicted model, not a curated record. The transcript has 5 exons. Bases 174 to 719 code for a protein of 181 amino acids. Lineage: Eukaryota; Metazoa; Chordata; Actinopteri; Cypriniformes; Cyprinidae.